Caretta caretta (loggerhead turtle) is the source of this 6524-nucleotide messenger RNA. It is a transcript of the gene PHEX, whose product is annotated as phosphate regulating endopeptidase X-linked. Gene Ontology annotation, molecular function: metalloendopeptidase activity. The record is from RefSeq and is a predicted model, not a curated record. Gene Ontology annotation, biological process: protein processing. Gene Ontology annotation, cellular component: plasma membrane. NCBI's taxonomy places the organism in Eukaryota, Metazoa, Chordata, Testudines, Cheloniidae.
GAUAAUUAGGUUCUUUAAAUAGGUGCAAGAAAAACCACUCCACCAAUUUUAGUGUUAGAAAACGUUUGCUAGAAGUUUAGUUUUGAUAGUAAAGGGUUUUAUCGCUAUAUGUUUGAGUAGCUAAAAUAUCAGUUCAGCACUAUUGUGAAAUAUUCAUGUUCUGAACAGAUAAAAGAGAUUAUGAAGUGAUUGGUUCAUACAGACUUUGCAGACAGCAAGAGCUGUAAAUAAAGUAGUCACUGUUUGUCAUCCCAAGUCCUGGUCAGAGGAAAAUUUAAGACAGCCAGUGUUUCUUGUGUGUGUUUUUUUCGUUUUGAGAUAGAGUGUGGGCUAGGAAAUGUUUCAUGACAGGAACUUUAAGUUGUAAAUAAGAAAGUGACAGAAAAGACAGAGCUUAUAAAGAGGGUUUGUGACUAGCUGAAAUGCUGGCAAACCAGCAGUAAAAAGAAAACAAGAUUUCUUCUAGAGUGCUUUCUAAAAUCAUUCUAAUGGAAGGAGAGGCAAUGGGGAAUUCGGCGCCAGUCGCAAAGAGGACUGCCAGCAAAGCCAUUCGGAUAGCCCUUGGCGUACUCAUAAGUGGUAUUAUAGUGCUUGGCAUUGCACUUUUUCUAGUUAGCCAAGGUCUUAUAAACCUUCAUCCUAAGCAACAAUAUUGCUUGACUUCAGAAUGCGUUGAAGUUGCUGCCUCCAUCUUAAGUAAAAUAAACCAGUCUGUGGAUCCCUGUGAGAAUUUUUUUCGGUUUGCCUGUGAUGGCUGGACAUCUAAUAAUCCCAUUCCUGAAGACUCGUCAAACUAUGGAGUUUAUCCUUGGCUGAGGCACAAUGUGGACCUCAAGUUGAAAGCACUGCUACAGAAACCUAUCAGCAAGAGACGGGACAGUGAAGCUGUACAGAAAGCCAAAAUCCUUUACUCAUCGUGUAUGAAUGAGAAUAAAAUUGAAAAAGUGGAUGCAAAGCCACUAUUAAAUAUACUGAAGAAUUCGCUGUUCCGUUGGCCUGUGCUGGAAUCUAACAUCGGACCUGAAGGACAAUGGUCAGAAAGGAAGUUCAGCAUGCUCCAGACCCUUGCAACUUUUCGUGGCCAGUAUAGUAACUCGGUCUUCAUCCGUUUGUACGUGGCUCCUGAUGACAAAACCUCCAAUAAUCACAUCUUAAAGCUGGACCAAGCAACCCUGUCUCUAACAGCACGGGAAGAUUACCUUGAUAAUACCACAGAAGCUAAAUCUUACAGAGAAGCCUUUUUGCGGUUCAUGAUUGAUACUGCAGUGCUUUUGGGUGCUAAUGCCUCGCGGGCAGAGUCUGAUAUGAAGUUAGUUCUGAAACUGGAAAUUAAAAUAGCUGAGAUAAUGAUUCCACAGGAGAAUCGAACCAGUGAGACUAUGUACAAUAAAAUGAACUUAUCUGAACUUAGCACCAUGAUCCCUCAGUUUGACUGGCUGGGAUACAUCAAGAAGGUGAUUGACACUAAACUCUACCCUCACCUUAACGAUAUAGGUCCUUCAGAAAACGUGAUUGUCCGUGCACCCCAAUACUUCAAAGAUUUGUUCAGGAUACUAGAAAAAGAAAGGAAAAAAACUAUUGCCAACUAUCUGGUAUGGAGGAUGGUUUAUUCAAGAAUAUUUAACCUCAGCCGACGUUUUCAGUAUAGGUGGCUGGAAUUUUCUCGGGUAAUCCAGGGAACUACAUCUUUACUGCCUCAGUGGGAUAAAUGUGUAAACUUUAUAGAAGGAGCACUCCCUUAUGUCCUUGGCAGGAUGUUUGUGGAUGUCCACUUUCAAGAAGACAAGAGAGAAAUGAUGGCGGAGUUGACUGAAGGGAUUCGCUGGGCCUUUAUCGACAUUUUGGAAAAGGAAAAUGACUGGAUGGAUGCAAGAACAAAAAGGAAAGCUAAUGAAAAGGCAAAAGCGGUUUUGGCAAAAGUGGGUUACCCUGAGUUUAUAAUGAAUGACACGUAUAUUAAUGAAGACAUCAAAACAAUGAAGUUUUCAGAAAAUGACUAUUUUGGCAACGUACUGCAGACCCGCAAAUACCUGGCCCAGUCUGACUUCUACUGGCUUAGAAAAGAAGUUCCAAAAACAGAGUGGUUUACUAGUCCAACCACUGUCAAUGCUUUCUAUAGUGCAUCGACCAACCAGAUCAGAUUCCCAGCAGGAGAACUCCAAAAGCCUUUCUUUUGGGGGACAGAAUAUCCUAGGUCUUUAAGUUAUGGUGCCAUUGGAGUAAUUGUUGGGCAUGAGUUUACCCAUGGAUUUGAUAAUAACGGUCGUAAGUAUGACAAGAAUGGAAAUUUAGAUCCCUGGUGGUCCACUGACUCUGAAGAAAAAUUCAAGGAGAAGACAAAAUGCAUGAUUAACCAGUACAAUAACUAUUACUGGAAGAGAGCUGGCUUAAAUGUAAAAGGGAAGAGGACUUUGGCAGAAAACAUUGCAGACAAUGGAGGUUUGCGAGAGGCUUUCAGGGCCUAUAGGAAAUGGAUUGAAGAAAAGAGACAAGGAGCAGAGGAGGCUUUGUUACCAGGCAUUGAAUUCACCCACAAUCAGCUCUUCUUUCUCAGUUACGCUCAUGUGAGAUGCAACUCCUUCAGACCAGAGUCUGCAAGAGAGCAAAUCCAUACUGGAGUUCACAGCCCUCCUCAAUUCAGAGUUAUUGGUGCAAUGAGCAACUUCGAGGAGUUCCGUAAAGCUUUCAAUUGCCCAGUAAAUUCAACCAUGAAUAGAGGUUCAGAAUCCUGUCGGUUAUGGUAGAUGGUCUUUUCAAAUCCAGUGCCAAGAGGUUUUAUAUAUAUAUAUAUAUAUAUAAACUGCUGUUUCUGAACUUUAACCCACUGCUACAGCUUCAGAGCAACAUUAAGCAAUAUAGAGAGGUUUUAUUUUUUUAAUGCAUCUUCAUCAUCUGGGUGGGUGACCUGCACAGAUCUAAUCAUUGUCUGUUUAUGGUUUGGAAGCCUUAAACAUUGGACAAGAGAAAGGAGAGGAUUCAGGAAAAAAAUUGACACUCCAUGAUUGGAUUGCUGUUGAUGGAUUGCUGCCGUUACUCAUUCCACUUCCUGAUUUAUAGUUUAGCAAGAGGAAAAUGGUAGAAUCCAAUUGUAAUCUAUUGCUUUGCAGGAGGGCUGAGCAAAAUGUUCCCAUACAAAAUUCAGUCCUUCCAGAUUUGUUUAGUUCACGAGAACUGCUACGUAGCCAGCGCUGAUCUCCUGUGCAAUACAGCAUUUUGAUAACAUACGGUGUUAUUGCAUAGCAUGCCAUAAAUGAUUUUGCAUGAUGUUAAGACACUAGAUUUUAUAUCAAUUCAAUUUAAGAAGUCAGAUCAAUGCCUGAGGUUGGAAUAGCUCCUCAUUGUUUCCACCUGCACUGACUAAACACAAAGAUUACUUGUCAAAUCCUGGGCAUUCUUCAUGAGUGCCUUAAUAGCAGCAUAUGGCAAAAAUCUACAAGUGGAAAUGGGGCUAGAGCAGGGAAUCCCUGUCACUGGGAAACACCAGAAUAAUUGCAUUAUUAUGUGUAGUCUUGAUUCCUGUUCCUAACAGGCAUACAUUUACACACACGGGGUGUCUUUCACCCUUGUAUACAGGGCCUGAACAAGGAAGCGGCACAAUUCACACCUCAUGAAAGCUCCACACGCUACCUAAGUCCCACUUGAGCGCUAUGAGCUAGGGUUUAAUGAGAUGUAAGUUGUACUCCGUGCCAGCGCUAGGCAUUAGCGGACUAACCAAUUGAUCAGGGCCUCGAGCAGCUCAAGAGGGCCCCUUAUUCACUUUAGUAGUAUGCGGUGUGUGUGUUGGGGGGCGGGGGUAGGGAAUAUUCCUGCUUAGGGUCCCCAACCAGAGGGAGGGAUAACUUAGUGGUUUGAGCAUUGGCCUGCUAAACCCAGGGUUUUGAGUUCAAUCCUUGAGGGGGCCAUUCUGUGUGACAGUUGUUUUGGGGGAGGGAUAGCUCAGUGGUUUGAGCACUGGCCUGCUAAACCCAGGGUUGUGAAUUCAAUCCUUGAGGGGGACAUUUAGGGAUCUGAGACAAAAAUUGGGGAUUGGUCCUGCUUUGAGCAGGGGCUUGGACUAGAUGACCUCCUGAGGUCCCUUCUGACAGUGAUAUUCUGUGAAUGGGCUAUCACCACUUCUGCGUGUACUGGCCCUGUACACAGAGGUGAAAUCCACCUGUAUCCAUUAGGAAAGGGGGAGAAGUGACUCAAGAACUUAGCAUCUACAAUGUUUGGCCUGUUUGCCUCACAAGAGAUAUUCAGAUGCAGACAACUUUCCAGAUGUGGUAUGUAAUCAGGCAAUUAAGUCCUUCAUCUGAUUUCCAUUGAUAAUGUUAAUAAAAGCAUGUUUUCUAUUGUGGUAAGCUUUAUUAUGUAGUAGUUAGGAAAGAAAAGCAAACAAAAAUAAUCUCUUGCCCAAGGAAAUAUAUAGAAGUGGGUUUUAGGUAUACUGUACAGCGCUUAACUGAUUUUUACACAGAAGAAUAAUUUCACACUGACAGAAGUUUUACUGUAGUAGUUUUAAAAAAAUCUUCCCCUUUAAAUGGUUUGGCUUUUAAAAGAAUAUUAUCAGUUUAAAAACAGGGGGUAGAGGUUACUGAGUAAGGCUGAUUUAAAUUUUUCCAGCAAAAACGGCUUUAGUCAAAAAUCCAAUUUUUUAUUGAAUACAAUUUUUCAUUACAGUUGUCUUGUUUUCUUGUGCCUCUUAUGAAAGGAGGUGAUACACCGGGGAAAUGUAGUCUGCCCAUGAAGCCCAGUCUGUGGAGGAAAAUGGGGGCAUGAGGGAUCAGAACUAUAUCUCCCAUGCGGCACUGCAACAGUAUUUCUGAAUCAAAAUAAUUUUUGGGGACAAAAUAUUUCACUAAAAAGUCAAUUUUCUUCAGGAAGAAAAAAACAGUUGCCAACUACCUCUGAGUUCCAUGCCACUGAAGUGCACAGUAGUAAUUUUUUUUCCUGAAGUUAUUUGCCAAAGAUGUCAUUAAGAUGGCCAGUAUUUCUUAUAGGGCCUUUAAUUGCAGAACUCCUUGUUUGAGUAAGUCCUAUUGAAUUACAUGGAACUUCAUGCAUGAUAGAGUUGCUGUUAAGUUACUGGUUUUAGUAAAUUGACUAUCGAACACAUUCAUGCUCAGGACACGAAUAUUGACAUUAUUCAGGUUCACUUUGAAUAAGCAGCUUAAAGUUCAGGGGUGAAAUCUUGGCCCCAUUGAAGUCAGUAGGAGUUUUGACACUUACAUAAAUGGGGCCAGGAUUUCACCCCAGAGGCUUAUCUCUCGAGUAUGCAAAACCAGUUUUGCAACAGUCGGUUUUCUUUGCUGCUGGGGAGUCUGGUAAAUUUCUUUUGUUUGCCUAAUGCUCUCAGGAAAGCAGAACAAAAUAAUUAAACGCAUUCGUAGACAUAUGUUAACCAAAGAUAAUUCAAAUCAUAAUAAUGCCUCAUGAAGUCUCUUCUCACUACCACUAUCUCAGUAGUCCCUUUUAUAGCUCUGAUCUGCUUUCCUAUUGUGCCUGUGUAUCACCGGUGUCUUGCUAUAACAAGUGUAAUAUUGUCAGUCCACCAACUGUGUCUAUCCUGCCAAAUGACUUUACCAAACAUAUUUCGCUCCUGCAGCUUCUAAAUUGCACUUUUGGGUAAGUUUUUGGAGAAUAUUGAAAAAUCGGUGCAUUUCUCUCACCAACAGAUGUUACUAUACUUUCCAGUGCUGGAAAGGAUGGAAGAGGUCCUAUUAGUGUUCUUUUUACUUUAAAUGAAUAUCAUUCUUAAUAUGUUUGUUCGUCCAAUGUUCAAACGUUAGGCUCCAGGUCAGGAUAAGUGGAAGAAAUUGCCAUGUAUAAUGCACAUGCAGAAUGUUUUGUAAUGUGUGAAUUUGAAGAGAUUUUCUUUUGUUCCAUGAAAAACAAAAACAAACGUUUUUUUGCAAGUGCACAUUUGGGCUGUGAUCUUUGAAAAGAAUUAGUCCCUGAUCUUGCAAAGACUUGUGCACACCUUAAAUUUUACAUACACUGAGAAGUUCUAUUGAUCUCUCUGGGAUUACUCAGUGUGCAAAGUGAUGCAUGUGCAUUAGCCUUUGCAGGAGCAGGGUGUUAUGUGCACGAGUAGCAUCACACAUGAGUAGUCCCAGUGAAGACACAAUUGUACUAAUCACCCAUGUAAAGUUACUCAGGUGUAUAAAUGAUUGCACUUGGAGCUGGAGUAGAGAAUGGUUGGUUAGUUUAAACCCAACACAUAUAAAAAAUCCAUCUUUCACCUUGCGUGGGUGAACUUUUACAUUCUAAAAUUAGGAAUAAAAUGUAUUUGCUAAAUAUCUGAUUUAUAAAAUAUUUAGAAAGUUAUGUAUAAUUUUUCAUGAAGUAUUGUUCAACUGGUCACGCAUAUCAAAGGUAUAUUAUAUAUUAAAUUACUGUGAAAUAUAUAAUUAUCUCAAAAGAAAUAUUGAAAUCCGAUGACUCAAGAGGCAGAGCCUCUGACUUAAAAAGCCUUUUCUGAUUAUGUUUUUUCAUUUUGCUGGUCAGUCUAUUGUAUUCCCUGUUUUAAGUGCAAUCAAUGAAUA